AUGCUAUUGAUGAAGAGAUCACUACUACUACUUCUACUACCACUACUUCUUCAUUCUUCCUUUCUUUCUUUCUUUCUUUCUUUCUUUUUCCUUUCUUUCUCUCUUUCCUCUUCCUUUCUUUCUCUCUUUCUUCCUCUUCCUUCCUUUCUUUCUCUUUCUUUCUCUAUUUCUUCUUCCUUUCUUUCUCUCUUUCUUCCUCUUCCUUCCUUCCUUCCUUCCUUUCUUUCUCUUUUUUCUCUUUCUUCUUCCUUUCUUUCUCUCUUUCUUCUUCCUUUCUUUCUCUCUUUCUUCUUCCUUUCUUUCUCUCUUUCUCUCUUUCUUCUGCCUUUCUUUCUCUCUUUCUUCCUCUUCCUUCCUUCCUUCCUUUCUUUCUCUUUUUUCUCUUUCUUCUUCCUUUCUUUCUCUCUUUCUUCUUCCUUUCUUUCUCUCUUUCUUCUUCCUUUCUUUUACUCUUUCUUCUUCGUUUCUUUCUUCUUCGUUUCUUUCUCUCUUUCUUCUUCUUCCUUUCCUUCUUUUUCUUUCUUUCUUUCUUUCUUUCUUUUUCCUGCUUCUUCUUCUAUCUCUUCGUUUGCUUCUUUCCGCUUUUCAUCGCCAUUGAUACGUUCUUUCUGUCUUGUCUCUUUUUGGGGGGGAGGGGUUGUUUUAGUUUCUUUCCUCCUUGUUAUUUGUUAUUGCCUCUUUUUUUGUACUUUCAUUCUUUUUUAUCAAUUCUGUCUCUUUUCUUUCUUUCUCUAUCAAUUCUGUCUCUUUUCUUUCUUUCUCUAUCAAUUCUGUCUCUUUUCUUUCUUUUUUUAUCAAUUCUGUCUCUUUUCUUUCUUUCUCUAUCAAUUCUGUCUCUUUUCUUUCUUUUUCUAUCAAUUCUGUCUCUUUUCUUUCUUUUUCUAUCAAUUCUGUCUCUUUUCUUUCUUUUUUUUAUCAAUUCUGUCUCUUUUCUUUCUUUCUCUAUCAAUUCUGUCUCUUUUCUUUCUUUUUUUUAUCAAUUCUGUCUCUUUUCUUUCUUUCUCUAUCAAUUCUGUCUCUUUUCUUUCUUUUUUUAUCAAUUCUGUCUCUUUUCUUUCUUUCUCUAUCAAUUCUGUCUCUUUUCUUUCUUUUUUUAUCAAUUCUGUCUCUUUUCUUUCUUUUUUUAUCAAUUCUGUCUCUUUUCUUUUUUUCUCUAUCAAUUCUGUUACUUUUCUUUCUUUUUUUAUCAAUUCUGUCUCUUUUCUUUCUUUCUCUAUCAAUUCUGUCUCUUUUCUUUCUUUCUCUAUCAAUUCUGUCUCUUUUCUUUCUUUUUCACCUCUUCUUCUCCUUUUUCUUAGCAAAGUUUGUCUUUUAGCUAUCUACCCUAAUCCCUCUCUUCUUUCAUUUCUUGUCGUAGUAGACAAUCAUUGGUCUCCAAAGCUUCUUAUCCUUAUAAUUCUUUGUCUAUCUCUCCUAAUCCCUGUCUUCCGACAUUUCUUCUUCUUGUAUGCGUCGUGUCUCUCCAGAACGUAG
This is a messenger RNA of Acanthosepion pharaonis, 1473 nucleotides long. The record is from the annotation of a GenBank genome assembly. NCBI's taxonomy places the organism in Eukaryota, Metazoa, Mollusca, Cephalopoda, Sepiida, Sepiidae.